AAUAAUGGGUAAGGAGCAAAAUAGGUUUGUGCUUUGUGCAAGCUCUUCAAUGGCUUUCCUUCUUCUUCUUGCUUGGCUUUAUGCUUCAGUUUUCUCUUCAGAUGUUACCCCUUUUGAGGCCUGGAAGCUACCAGGUUUUGGAAGUAGUCUCAGCAGCAAAAUGUCUGAUCAUGAAGCCAUUUUAGCAAAUUACUCUUUGGAUUUUCCAUUAAGAAGACUUGUUAGAGGCGACGACCGGAUUCAGCUUGAUACAACAGGAUUUGCUUGCCACUCUGACCUUUACUCUGAAUUAUGUAUUGCAAACAAAGAAGUUCGGAUUGACAACAAGAACUUGACAGUUUACAUUCCCUCUUCGCAAUCUCAAAUUAGCCGAAAGAAUAUCAAGCCAUAUCCAACUACAAAUCCAUUGCACCUUGUUACAUCAAUGCAGAUAGUCAAUGAAGAAACUAAUUUACCUGCUUGUGAUUUUAAUCACAAUGUCCCAGUUUUAGUUUUCUCCUCUGGAGGCUAUACAGGAAACUUGUUUCAUGAAAUGGAUGAACUUAUCAUUCCUUUGUUCAUCACUUCGCGCCAUUUUCGAUCCAACCUAAAGUUUGUCAUCACCGAUUAUAAGGCCUGGUGGGUGAACAAAUACAGCAGAAUUUUAAGCCGUUUGUCGCGGUAUGAGUUCAUAAAUCCAGCAGUAAAUGGUAGUGUUCAUUGCUUUCCUGGAGCUGUGAUAGGCCUCAAAUUCCAUGGCCUUUUAGCCCUUAAUAGAACUGAUAUUCCAGGCGGGUACUCAAUGUUUGACUUCAAGCACUUUCUAGCACAAACAUACAAUCUGAAACACAGAAAUGUUUUUGAAAUAAAGAGAGAAAAGCCAGUUCUGAUUUUGAUAUCCAGGGCAAAGACAAGAAGGUUUGUAAAUGAAGAUGAAAUGGUAGUUAUGAUGGAGGAAUUGGGAUUUGAAGUUGUGGUGACAAGGCCUAACAGGAUGUCAAAUUUGAACAAGUUUUCUGAGCUACUGAACUCAUGUAGUGUCCUGGUGGGAGCUCAUGGUGCUGGCAUGACAAAUGAAGUGUUUUUACCAGUGGGUGCGGUCGCCGUGCAGGUGGUGCCACUUGGGUUGGACUGGGCUUCAACUAACUACUUUGGUGAACCAGCAAGAGAAAUGGGUGUGAAAUACUUGGAGUACAAGAUUGAACCAGAAGAAAGCACUCUUUUUCAGACUUAUGGGAAAGAUCAUGUAGUUGUUACUGAUCCUCAAUCUAUAUUUGCCAAGGGUUACCAAGCUGGCAGGGCUGUGUAUAUUGAUGAACAGAAUUUGAAGAUUAAUGUAGAGAGGUUUAGAGGGACUCUUGUUCAAGCAAAACAACUUAUUGAAGACUAA
Molecule: messenger RNA, 1369 nt
Organism: Pistacia vera
Lineage: Eukaryota; Viridiplantae; Streptophyta; Magnoliopsida; Sapindales; Anacardiaceae
Product: alpha-1,3-arabinosyltransferase XAT3-like
Exons: 3
Coding region: 5-1369 (454 amino acids)
Molecular function (GO): glycosyltransferase activity
Source: RefSeq, a predicted model, not a curated record